AUCAAGGUGCAAUUCACUUGCAAUCGUGCCACCACCCGCCUUCAUGUCGACUAGUUGCUUGCAGCAAAGGCUUCGUAUCCUAUGCCUUCACGGAGGUCGUACCAACGGAACCGUGGUCUCGCUUCAAGUCUCCGGCUUCGUGCAGGCAUUUGGACCCGCCGCUGAUUUCGUCGAGUUGGACGCACCAUUUCCGGCCUCGGGGCCUCCUGAGGAAGAUAUUCUGAACCUUUUCGGCGACGACGAGCCGUACUUUGAAUGGUGGGAUGCCAACCACCACACGAACGCAGUUUAUCCUGGGUGGGAGCGGUCGUUAGAGUUCCUGAAACGGGAAAUCACAGCGCAAGGACCGUUCGAUGCGAUCAUCGGGUUCUCUCAAGGCGCAAUGAUGGCCACCCUCUUGACGGCGCACUACUUGCAGAAGCACUGGGUUCCUUUCAAGGCCAUUAUCUUGGUCUGUGGAAUGUGGCCGCAAGAUGGCAUGCCGGCCAUCAAAGAGUCCCCAACCACCGGCAAGCCGUUGCUCAACUUCCCGUCCUUCCACGUCCUGGGCGAAAAAGACUUCAUGUACGAAGAUGGCAAAGCCCAAGUCGAGUACUUCUCGGCAUCUUCCCGUCACGUGUACACCCACGACCAAGGCCACCGUUUCCCCCCGUUGCCUCAAUCCAAGGACAUGUACAAGGACAUCGCUGACAAGGUCCGACGCGUCGUCGCAGCUGCCAGGGCGACCGAUGUUUGAACUCCAGUAUUGUUCACCGAAUUUGUCAUCUAGUUACCUAAAUAGAAAGUGCAUGUCAUUUGUUUGA
Messenger RNA from Aphanomyces astaci, 803 nucleotides. RefSeq lists its product as hypothetical. The record is from RefSeq and is a predicted model, not a curated record. Lineage: Eukaryota; Oomycota; Saprolegniomycetes; Saprolegniales; Verrucalvaceae. The transcript has 2 exons. Gene Ontology annotation, cellular component: nucleus; cytoplasm. Bases 44 to 736 code for a protein of 230 amino acids.